UCUGGUUUGUGGUGUUCAGGGCCUUGAUAAACCAAGUAUGUUUCAUCUUAUACGACGAUGCUCCUUCCAGAUACCUUUCAAACUCCAGAAGUUAACUGGUCCCAGACUGCUACAGUAUGGAAGGAAUAAGACAGCUUGCUCUUCUCUCAUCCUCCACCUGCAGAGAGAUGUUUGUCUUCGUUCAAGAUCUCCAAGUCUCGACCAAGCAUCGAUACAUGCAACCAAGCUACAGGCAUUUCAUACCUCUAUCCCCCUUUUAAAGAAAAAACCCCCCAAAGAACCUGAGACUAAAGCCUUGGACCCGACGCAAUACAGUAUGAAGUCACUAAAGGAUUCUCCAAAGCCAGCCCUUUACUUAAGCCUUGCAGGGCUAAUUCCGUUUGUUUCGGCACCCCUGGUGAUGGCCAUCCAAGGGACCUACUACCCUGAGCUGGCGUUUGCUCAGAUUACAUAUGGUGCCAUAAUAGUCUCUUUUCUAGGAGGAAUCAGGUGGGGUUUUGCUGUCCCAGAAAACAGUCCAGCCAAGCCUGACUGGCUGAACCUGGCUAACAGUACAGUUCCUCCUUUAUUUGCUUGGCAGGCCUUACUUUUUAAAGAUGUCACUCAUGGCGCAAUCCUGCUUGUAAUGGGUUUAGGAAUAGCACUGCAUUAUGACCUUGGCCUUCUUCCUACUUACCCUAGUUGGUUUAAAGCGCUGAGGAUUGUGGUAACAGUGCUGGCAGUAGUAUCACUACUGGCCACUGCAGCACUGAAGACAAUUGAUUCAGAGAAGCAGUUAAGUAGCAGCACAAAUAAAUGCAAGAACACAAAAUAAGAAAACUAGAGGAAAGAGGUAUUUAUUUGUGAACAAGGCAUUUGUAUUGAGUUCCAGCAAAAAUAAAAAAAAGUGGUUGUGCUUAGAAGUCAUAAGAUAGCACCAUUCAAGAUGCUUGUACCAGAAGCAAACAGCUUCUUAGCAAGUUUAGCAGGGAAGGACUGUACAUACUGAUCACUUUCAAGCCUGGCAUGAAUCUGGUCUUACCUGCAGAAUAAAGUAUCACUCUAAAAUGAGACAAGAUGUCACUGCCCUAUGAAUUUAAGAUGGACAGUCAUCUGACAAGAAUAUGAAUUGCUUUAUUGAAUUACUGAAGUAUCUGGCUUAACUGCAACAUGUGAUAAUGUUCUGUGUUGGGUAGAACAAUCAGGCAACCGUAAGCAAAUGUUCUAAAGGAAGGUGAAAGCAAGGUGAAGCAAUUCUUGCUCCCUGAGAAGACACUUCUGAUCCAGUGUAGUUUAUUAUUUAGGGAAAUGGAAGAGAAGUACAUACUGAUUCAGUUGCUAUUUUGUAGAGAUGCAAAAAAAAAAAAAAAAAAAAGAAAAACCCCAACAAAAAACUCUGCCUCAUUUCAGCAGAGAAGAUGCUGAAAGUGCUAUGUGAUGAAACAUUAGUCAGGUAACAAAGGAUAGGCAAGGCAAGGCAUGGCAAAGCAGAGUUUGUUUGCAGCAACAAGCCCAGGGCAAGGGUUGUUUGCAGCGACAAGCAAAGGUCAGCGUUUACCUUAAGUAGUUUAUCCACCAUUGUGAGAAGUAUAGAAAGCUAGAGGAGAAAGCUAACACUUGUAUCUUCUGUAAGGUGCCACCAGAGACAAAAAGAUUAGCUUCCUGCAUAGGCUUGUUGAAAUAAGUAAUAUCUGAUCCAGCUGUUUCUAGAUUUUGUUUAGACUGCAGGUUACCUAGCCAAGGAAGCUGCAUGCAACAUAGCCAUAAAGAACCGUCAUAGUCCUACGUGAAAGUACUAUCAAAUGAUGCUUGGUAUGAUAUGACACAAACGCUCCAUCUCUGGCACUAAGGGACCAAAUAAUGGGACUCAAAAUGAGUUUGUGCCCUCUCCCUCAACACAGUAACUGAAUUUGAGCACCUGGGACAGGUAGAAACAGACUUAUGUCCUACCAACCGGCGGGGGGGGGGGGGGGCUACUGUUGAAAACACUAAAUGUGAAGAGAUUAUGCUUUUUCCACGUUGUAACUUCUUCCCCCAUAUACUGUGAAAGGAAGUCACAUGGAUUUUUUUCCCCUCAGCUGCCUCAAUAAACCGAAGGAGUUGUAUUUGUGUAUGUUCUGUAGGCUUUUCAUCGUAAGGACACUAUGAGAAGCAAGAAGAAAGCCAAAAAAUUACGACUAGACACAUACUUAGCACCAGUUUAGGUAAUCCUCACAGUUCUCUUGAAGUACCAUUCUACAUAUGUGUUUAAUAAAGAACGAAGCACCUGCUGUAA
This is a messenger RNA of Struthio camelus australis, 2254 nucleotides long. Lineage: Eukaryota; Metazoa; Chordata; Aves; Struthioniformes; Struthionidae. The record is from RefSeq and is a predicted model, not a curated record.